AUGGCAGCCACUCGGAAGCCGGGCUACCGCCACUCCAUGGACGACUGGCACCAAGGCCUCCGGAUCCUCGAGGCGACCGCGACCGAGCGACGCGAGAAGGCCGUCGAGGUCCGACACUCCGCGGUCGCCUUGCGGUCGCACUCCGACAUUCGGCAGCGAUGGGCCACAGCCAAUUCCACGAGUCGCCUGAGAGACAGAAUCCAAGAGCUUCGGAAGCUCCAGCUGGACACCUCGGAGUCGCUGAAGCGCGUGGAGGAGGAGCUGACCCUCGUCGAGAAGGAGAAGGGCGCGUCGGAGUCCGCCCUCCAGUCGCUCGUCGUCCCGCUCGAGACGAACAGCCAGGCGCAGGUGAUUCGCGACGGGCGGCGGGACUCCGACACGGUCAACGACCCGGUGGACCAAUGCCUCAAACUGCCAGUUUUUGCACGAAACGUCGGGUCGACUUUCACUCGCCACGCCUUCCAGGAACUGGACACGAUCACGUCGGCACAGAAGGAUCUGGCAGAGGCCGUGAGCGAGCUCUUCAACCGGCAGUGCUCCCUGCUGGACGCGAAGCACUCGCUGGAGUUCCUCCUGUGGGAGCAGGCGGAGAACCUGAGGACGGAGGAGGCGCUGGAGGCGAUGGGGGAAGCGGCGCCUAACAUCUCGGAGAAGCCGCAUCUGCCGUUCAGCCAGGAAGAAUCGCGUCGCUGGGAGGAAGGAGUGAAGAAAGGGCAGGCGCAAGGGAAGGAGGAGGUCGCCAAGAGUCGGGACGAGAGGAACAAGGUGGAGAGGCUCCGCUUCAACGUCUCCAUUCGCCUUCGACAGGGGAGGGAGGACGUGGAUGCGGCGCUGCGAUUCCGGAUCCAUCAGCAGAGGCAGGCCAUCGCCGCUCUCUACUCUCAGCAGAAAAAGGUCACCGACUUGCCUCUGCAGUCUUCAGCCAUUUCUAGUGUGUGGAAGAGGUCCGUUGGAGGGAUUUCUAAACGCUUUCCAAGCGUUGCUCCUCGCUUCGCUAGAUCUCCUGGAGAGGAAUGGAUUUCCCAUCGAGAGGCAGGAGUUGCAUUGGUUUCACCCGACGAGAGGGAGAAGGUUGGAGUGGAAUUGAUCGAGCAAGAGCUGAUGCACGUGGAGCGAGAGGAGCGACGCCUGGAAGACUGCAGCCGAUCGAUGGUCCCAAAGAAGGCCCUGGUGGACGCCCGGAUGGAAGGCCGUCGGUGGAGCCCAGCCGCCCUGGACCAAUCCUCCACCUCGCUCCAGCGGGAGAGGGAUCUCCUCCACUCCGUCUCUCAUGCCCUCAACGACAAAAUCAACGCCCUCAAGCGGAGCCAGUCGUCGCUGACCGAGACCCUGCGGAGCCUCAAGCAGGAGCAGGCACUGAAGCGAGAGUCGCUCGGCCUGGACGAAAUGCUCCAGAGCAUCCGGACCAAGACCUUCGAGGUCGGGGAGGAAGAGGAGUCGACGGGGCUCAGACACUCUGCUUCGUCCACUUUCUAG
Messenger RNA from Darwinula stevensoni, 1476 nucleotides. The record is from the annotation of a GenBank genome assembly. Lineage: Eukaryota; Metazoa; Arthropoda; Ostracoda; Podocopida; Darwinulidae.